Molecule: messenger RNA, 4487 nt
Organism: Amoebophrya sp. A120
Lineage: Eukaryota; Dinophyceae; Syndiniales; Amoebophryaceae
Source: the annotation of a GenBank genome assembly
AUAGUGAUGGAGUGAAGUAAAGAGUGCCUUUGGCUGCAAAGAAAAGCGAGUGCACGAAAGGCUGCUGCUGUCAAUGCACUGUCUAGUAGAAGUCUGGCUGUUCAGAAGUUAAGGAAAAAACGAUGACCACCGAAGAGGGGCUCGGCGGCGCAACGCCGUCGGCUUUUCCAGAACCGCUAAGCGUCGUCGACGUGGUUGCCACUGAAGAUGUCACAAUUACGGAAGAUAGGCCAAUCGAAGGCGAGCUUACCCAGGCCGCCGUGUCCGACACCGAGAAGCCGGCAAGUGAAAACCCGGCCAGCGAAAUGCCCACCGAUGCAGCCGGGGCUCUGGGUUUUUGCAAGGAGAACCAGGCCCAGUUUUUGUCUGGUAUCACCGUCGCAUUGGCCAUGAUCCCUGAGGCCGUGGCGUUUUCCUUCGUCGCGAAGGUGGAACCGCCAGUGGCUCUCACGGCAGCCUGGAUCAUGUGCUUUUUCACCGCCGUAGCGGGCGGCAGGCCAGGUAAAAAAAACAUUUUGCCACCCGGUCGAGUUCCACGACCAGUGCUCAUAAGAUAGUUAGGUGCAACAUGGGCACCGGGCAAGUUGCAACUCUCGAACCCACUAUCACAACAAAAAACCAGGUAUGAUUUCCGGUGCCACCGGUUCCAUGGCGGUGAUCAUGACGUCCAUAGUCACUGACGAAGGGGUGGAGUACCUUUUCUGGUAUCCUGUGUAAAAACGUCCCCACCCCAGAGUUGUCAUGUAGAUUUGCAAUUGCAGGAACAUUUGUAAUGCGCGUCCCCAAGGGAGGCAUUUCCAAUCGUGUUUUGGCAUUUGUAAUGCUGCAAACAGGAUAAGCAGAUGGAUUUGUGAUGUGGCUGUCCUUGCUAACAUGCACUACACUACGGACUGCAACUUGUCAUGCGUGGGUCCCAAAGCUUCUGGGUUUGUAAUGCUACGCUCCCAACUUGACUAUGGGGUGGGGACGUUUUUGCAUAUGAUAUCUGGGCCGUGAUGUUUUGCGGUUUGUUUCAAAUCCUGCUCGGGUUCGCGGGCAUCCACAAAGCACUCUCCCUGGUCACCUUCCCUGUCAAGAUCGGGUUUCUCAACGGGCUCGCACUGGUGAUCGGGAAGGCGCAGCUGGAAUCCUUUUUGAUCCCGCACGGGGAGACCACCGAGAAAACCGAGCAUUUGGAGAUCGUGGACUUCGUGUUGGCGACCAGCAACUACGUGAAAGCAGACAAACUGAUCGUCAUGCUGGUACUAAUAGUAUAGCAACAGCUAGCUAUAGGUUUUUUUCUGGAGAAAUUCCGUCAUAGCAAGUUUGAUGGUUUCAGCAUUCUUGCAAUGGUUUCGGCGACAGCAAAACUCUUUUUGUCCUCUUCCUGUGCAUUUUUUGCAUCUGCUCUUCAAAGAGGAUUCAUUUUCCUGUUCCAAGCGAAAGAAGUAUCAAACCCGCGGCCUAAAAAAUAAGGUCCUUUCCUUCAUCGCCCUGGGCAUCAACUUUCUUCCCGAAAAGUUUCAAAAAUACCCCCUCGCGCUUAUCUCCAUCGUUUUCGUCACCGUCCUGGAGCACGCCUGCGUCCGCACGUUCAUUCUGCCGGAUGAGGGAACUACGCUCGUGGAGGACAUGGCGAAUCUGAAAGGGAACUUCCUCGAGGUGGUGUUUAGCAAGUACGACAUGCCGAAUCCCUUCAACGACGGGGGUGCACUCGCGUCGACGAUUCUCACCGCGGUUUAUUUGUGCGUGAUCGGGCUCACCGAGUCCCUGAUGACGUUGGAGAAGAUCGACGAGAUGCUGCCCGACUCCCCGCCCGGAGAUGCGAGACGGGAGGUUUUGGCGCAGGGCGGCGGCAAUUUGAUCUGUGGGUUCUUCGGGUCCAUGGGCGGUUGCGCCAUGAUCGGGCAGGCCAUGAUCAACGUGCGGAAUGGCGGCACGAAGAGGAUAGCCGGUAUGACGGCCGGUGUGGGCACGCUUCUGAUUAUGGUGGCCAUCAGUCCGGUUAUAGGAAAAAUUCCGGUUGGCAGUUUGGUCGGAGUGAUGUGGUAUAAUUUUUUCCAGCUACGAAGAUCAUCAAGAUCACACAUCAAGAAUUACUAUCGCUUCGCAUCUAAAAUGUCCGAAAACGAGUACAAUUGCACCUCCUACUCAUAACAGGUGCGUGUCGUAUCACACCUGGGAGAAAAAGACCCACAUCCUGUUCUACGAGGCCUUUACGGGCAAGCCCUGGAAGCCGAUUGAAGUAUACGUCGUCAGCGAGGAGGCCGUGACCCCCGCGGUGGAGUCUCCCGCAACGACCGAAGGCGGAAAUAGAAAUCAGCUGCUGCCGCCGGGCGGCGAUAAUGUGGUGCGGGUGAUCUCCGUCAGCAAGGAGGCACUGGCGCAAGCCGACGUAGGCCGAUCGGGCUCCAAGGACCCACCCCCAGCGGACGACUCGUUUGGGCAACCGCCCAGGUCCCAGCCCAGUAAGGAAACGGUCGGCAGCAAAGGAUCGGAAAUAUCAUCAUGUACAGAUAGAUAUUUUUUUGGGUACCGAUUUUUUUUUGUUGUACUACAAAUACAAACAGAAUUAUGAGGAGUAUAGCAGGUAUGCUGGUUCUUGUUUGUUCUUCGAUUGCGACAGCGGCGCACGUGAACAAAAUCGAAUGCACAAUGAAUUCUACUACCAAAAUGCAAAAAUAGACUCCGCCGGCGGCACGCGCGUGGUCCGCAAGCGGUCCAAGGGACACUACCACCACGGCGUCGCGGGCGAGCAGAGUCCCGCGGCUAAGCGCGAAGACAUCGUUUCGCAUUUGGACAACGUGGUCGUCACCCCGGCGGCGCUGCGGGACCGAUCGCGGCUGUCCAAGGAAGAAGCGGAGGACGUUAUCGAAAGGAAAAAGCCCCCCUCCCCGUAUCAAACCGGAACUUCUGGCGCUGGAUUUGCGUACACAGAUCAGCUUUGUCUUGCUGGAGAGGACUGCUGGCCCAUAUCAAGCCUUUGUAGGGAGAUUUUGGCCUAGGCGCUUAGAAUGAGAAACGUCUGCGCUGUAGGCUCACCAGCAUCACAAACCCCCUGCGUAAAUGCGGCGGCGCCUGUGGAGUUGCCUUCUUGCAAGACAGAGAUGGUUUGUGGUCGACAAUCAGCAUUGCAAAUCUUCUGCGGCGUGCCUUUUCGAUAUUGGGAGGGGGAGUUUUUCCUUUUGAUAGACGUGCAGCUCGGUUUGGCGGAGCUUUCCCGCUUCGACUGCUUCAUCGUGGUAGUGGUCACCAUCGGGUAUGAAUUGCAAAAAUGUCUGGGUCUGGAAGAUUCUGACAGUUGUCACGCACGUUUUGCAUGAGCCAUGAUGUCUGUGAUGCAUAUACUAGCAAUACAGAUUGUUUGAGGGCUUCUUGAUGCCUAUUCCGCAUCACAAAUGCCUUCUCAUCGUAGCAAAAAUUGCAUUCCCUUCGCUACUCAUGCAAUACAGAUUUUUUUGGAAUCCAAAGGCAGCAUCACAAGUUGCAAUCUUCCAGACCCAGACAUAUUUGCAAUGCAUAUCGGGACGCUGAUUACCAAUCUCGCCAUCGCGGUCGCGGCGGGAAUCGUGAUGUCGAAGCUCAUAUCCUAAGUAAAAACGUCCCCACCUCAGAGUUGUCACGCAAACUCUGCUGGCUGAAAAUAUUUCUCAUUGCGGAGCUCCUCGAGAAGCAUUUUCUAGUCGUGUUUCGUAGUUUGUCAUGCUUUAAAAAUCAGCAUUAUAUGCUAGAUCUGUGAUGCUGCUGAACUACCUGAGCAGCAUUACACUACGAGGCCAAACUUGUCAUGUGCAACAGCCAAAGCUGGUUGAUUUGUCUAGCAGAUAUCUCAUCUUGAUUCUGGUGUGGGGACGCCUUUACUCAGGAUAGCUCAACAGCUUGUACCUGCAAAAGUACGGCGACGACAAGCCCGCCCCGGCGGACGCGAGUACGAAGCCAGCGGUGGGCACACCCGUGGCGCAGGACCCGGAAUCGCUGGCGCCGAAUUGAGGAGAUUUAUUUGUUUCCGGAAAUUAAGUUUCGCAUGAUCCAUCAUCCAGAUGUGCUAAUAUGCAAAAUAAGGCCACCAGUCGUGGACAGUUAUCCGUCGAGAGAGAGAGAGAGAGGAGCUCCUAAUGUACUACUCCCUUACUUGUUUUACAAGAUAUACUCGCAAGCAGGCGGUAAAUGUAAAGUUACUGUAAAAUAAAUUCGAUAUUGAAUUGAUCUAAUUAUCAAUCGGUGACUUUCAUCGCCGACCGCUGCUUUAGAACCCUAUACAGAAGUAUUUUGGAACUUUUCUCUUUCACAGUUCCUUGUCCUUACCUGGGAACUUUUGCAAAAUUGUAUGAUGGAUUCGUUUCCUGAGGUGAGGAAAAUGUUAUCUACUUCCGGUCAACUACAAAAUGCAGGAUGAUGUGCUACUCGUUGGUAUUAGAAGCUCUGGUUGUGUGUGCCGUGCCCUAGACAGCGGCCGAAGCAUCAUUGUGCUGGUGCAUGUACUUUCUUUUCUUGCGCGCCUCGUAUGC